AUGCGUCGGAAACACAAUUCGUUAGUUUGUGGAUUGCGUUACAAAAUGUAUCCUCCAGAAGUAGAUCCAAACAUUUUUAAUAAGGUGCUUGAAAUUACACACCCUUUUGUACUUUCCAUGGAAGAUUACAUGGAUAUUAAAAACGCACUUUUAGCUGCUUUGCGUUCUGGACUCAAACUAAAGCGUAGAGAAAAAUCUUCUGUUAAGAUGUAUCCCUCAUACGUCACAAAAAUGCCAACUGGCGAAGAAUGUGGUCAAUAUCUGGCCUUGGACCUAGGUGGAACUAAUUUUCGUGUCUGUCUCGUGACUCUUUCCGGUAGAAGAGAACCACCAAUUGUUGAACAGCGAACACAUGCCAUUCCGGUGGAAAAAAUGCGUGGCACUGGUCAAGAACUUUUCGAUUACCUCGCAGCAAAUAUUCAUGAAUUUCUUCGCUUACGCGGUCUUCUCGAUAAAGAAUUCAAAUUAGGAUUUACUUACUCCUUCCCUUGCGAACAGGCUGGAUUGAACACGUCUUUUCACGUUCGGUGGACAAAGGGAUUUUCAGCUACCGGCGUCGUUGGUCGUAAUGUUGCUGAUUUGCUACAGAAUUCCAUUGAUAAAACAGGUGCAAAAGUGAAAUGCGUGGCGGUAGUGAAUGACACGGUUGGCACUUUAGCAGCGUGCUCCUUGGAAGAUAAAAGGUGUGCGGUUGGUCUCAUUGUUGGUACCGGUUCAAAUGCCGCUUAUCUUGAGGAUAUUGACAAAGUUGAACUUAUUACUGCUCGAAAACUCAGUGGUGAGCUGAAUGAAGAUGAGGUCGCCCAUGCCAAGAGUGUCGUUAUCAACAUGGAAUGGGGAGCUUUUGGAGACUAUGGUGAGCUUGACUAUUAUCGAACGGAAUAUGAUGAGAUUUUGGAUAAGGAAAGCAUCCUGUCAGGAAAGCAAAAGUUUGAAAAGAUGUGUUCAGGGAUGUAUCUCGGUGAAAUCGUGCGUUUAAUUUUAUUGGACCUUAUUGAUAAAGGCUAUCUGUUCCAAGGACAAAUUCCAGAGCGUCUACGUAAUAAAGAUAGUUUUCACACAAAGUAUAUCACCGAAACUGAAAGGGACCCACCACAUCUUCUCUAUAGCACAUUGUACAUGCUGACUGAGGAUCUUCUAGUUACUUCUGUCACGCCUCAAGAUAGCCGAAUAGUGCGUUAUGUUUGUGAGGUUGUCGCUAGUCGUGCUGCUCACCUAACUGGUGCGGGCAUCGCCGCUGUCUUGGAGCACAUCAAACGCCCUGAGGUCUCCAUUGGUAUUGAUGGUUCUCUCUACAAACUUCAUCCCCGAUUCCGUGAACGCAUGACUGAUAUUCUCGACAAACUUCUACCUCCUACCAUUCACUUCCGCCUCCGACUCUCAGAAGAUGGUAGUGGAAAGGGUGCGGCAGCAAUUGCAGCCGUUUUUUCAAGUCAAGAAUAA
Molecule: messenger RNA, 1443 nt
Organism: Rodentolepis nana
Lineage: Eukaryota; Metazoa; Platyhelminthes; Cestoda; Cyclophyllidea; Hymenolepididae
Source: the annotation of a GenBank genome assembly